AAGAUCCUGCUGAAGAGAGCGGCUUCACCUCAGUUUCAGUUCCUUUACGAAAUAUACCAUGUCGCGGCGGGAACUCACGGAAGACGAUUGGCGCUAUCACAGGCAGAUCUGGGGGCAGCGACGGGAAAGAAUGAGGAAUGGCGAGGCAGUCGUCUUGUACCACGCCACUACUUCUGAAGCGGCGAGCGCGACUCGACAGUGGGACAUGUUCUACCAGGGGAGGGACCGAGGUUACGGGGGCGGACUCUAUUUCGCUAAAUCUAUCGAAGAUGCGAAGCGGCAGGGCGCACUGUCGAAGCUCAGCUCAGUGCAGAUUCUACGCUGUACCGUGAAUCUCGGCGGGGUCAAGUACCAGAAUUGCGAAGGGAAGAACACUUUCUGGGGUCUGCUGAAGGAGGGGAAGGACUCGGUUUGCUUGACCCACAUGGACGGUGAUGAGUACAUCGUCUUCAAUUACGACCAGAUUGUCGAUGUCAAUGUCGAUGCCAGUGUAGCUGACUCCGAGGACGUCGUCGUCGGUGGCUCUGUCGAGGAGCUGUGCGGAAAGUUUGGGCCUCUGCUGGUGGAACAGGCAGAGUUUGCGGGCAGUGGAGGACGAGUUUUGGCUAUGGCGGCUCAGCAGGAAGUGGAAGACGAGAAGAAGAAGAAGGAGAAAAAAAAAUUUGUAUCAAAAACGAAAACGCCACUCUUCAGCUCGAGCAAAGACUUGUCAUGCGGCACCGCUGUGCACGCCGAAGGAUCUGGGAUCUCUCAUGAGUAGACUUAUCUAGGUGGUGCGUAGCAGUGUAGUGACUGAGCACGGCGAACGUCUACGCUGCGUGAGUAUACUCAUACGCAUAAGGGAUUGCCGCCGACAUGCUCUUGCGUCCCGCCUUGCAUGGAAGGGAAAGGCACCUGUGGUCAAAUUUCAGCAGCAAAGACUUACGUUUCGAGUAGAAUGAGAGGGGAUUUUUGCUCACGAUAGUAUGACUGGAAUGACCUCAGUGAAGAGGAGCAAAAAGAGCACAGAAAGUUGUGGGCACGUCGCCGCGAACGCCUGAAGAAUUCUGCUCCACGAGAAUUGUUUCACGCAACGAAACCCGAAUUUGCCGUGAACAUCCGGAAGGAGGAAAAAUUUUAUCGCGGACAGUGGGGGCUUGGCGGUGCCGGCAUUUACUUUGCGACUACGAUAGACGACGCGAUCCGAAAGUCCAACAUUCCGAAAGCGGACAAGGAGGCCGGCAAGGUGCGAGUUUUGAAGUGCAUGGUGAACCUCGGUAACGUUAAGAUGCAGAAUGCCAAUGGUUGGAAUUCCUUCUCGAGUCUGAUGAGGGAGGAGAAGGAUUCCGUUUGUCUGACGCACCGACGUGGCACCGAGUACAUCGUGUUCGACUACAACCAGGUGACCGACAUCAAGAUCGACGACUACGACAUGGGCGCCAGUGGCCGGUUUCAUCAGCUGCGACGCGAAGAAGACUUCGUGGCCUCACCCGCCCCGCGCUUCGGCGAUUCGCCGCCAGUGCUCUAUCGCGGUCUCACCGAUGACGUCACUGCUGGGUUUUCAGGUUUGCUUCGCGCACACUGUCCCGAGCUUGAUCGCUACAAUUAUUGAGUCCGCGUCUCGUGAUAUUGUCGUUGUCCACAGGAUAAAGAGUUGGUUUUUUCAUGGUUAUGUAGUUUUGCUUUCGUAUUCCAUAUGAUGAUGGGUCUGAAACUGUGAACUCUAGAGGCACAUUGCCAGCGGAAUUAGUGACCUUUCCAGAGCAGGACAAACGAUGUGGUUGUGACCGAAUAUUUUUGCGCUGCGUCGAGGAAACACGGCCAGAGAAACGGCCAUCCGAAGUCGGAGCCACUUUUGCGCUGGUGAACAAAGGUCGCGCCAUUGGUG
This is a messenger RNA of Amoebophrya sp. A120, 1867 nucleotides long. The record is from the annotation of a GenBank genome assembly. NCBI's taxonomy places the organism in Eukaryota, Dinophyceae, Syndiniales, Amoebophryaceae.